Malus domestica (apple) is the source of this 1572-nucleotide messenger RNA. RefSeq lists its product as uncharacterized. Lineage: Eukaryota; Viridiplantae; Streptophyta; Magnoliopsida; Rosales; Rosaceae. Gene Ontology annotation, biological process: regulation of DNA-templated transcription. Gene Ontology annotation, molecular function: transcription coactivator activity; chromatin DNA binding. The record is from RefSeq and is a predicted model, not a curated record.
GUCCCCUUUGGCUUUGUUAUCCGCAACUUUCUUUCCAUCUGGUCUGCAACUCUUAGCCUCAAAGUAAUCGCUCUCGAUCAUCUGGAUCAAGUUUUGAUGAAUACCAAUAUUCAGACCAGACCUCCUCAAGGUGGACAACCUCCAAUGGAGGCAGGUGAUGAUUGGAGGACCCAAUUACAGUCAGAGUCACGACACAGAAUUGUCGCAAAGAUAAUUGAAACGAUGAAAAGGCACAUUCCCUUUGAUGGUCCGGAGGGAUUACGUGAAAUCGAGAGGAUUGCUGUAACGUUUGAGGAAAAUAUGUAUGUUGGUGCCUCAAGUCAGUCGGAUUAUUUACGGAAAAUUUCUCUCAAGAUGCUCACCAUGGAGACCAAAUCUCAGACCGCAGUCUCCCACGCAUCUCUUGAUCCAGUUUUGAUGGAUACCAAUAUUCAGACCAGACCUCCUCAAGGUGGAGAACCUCCAAUGGAGGCAGGUGUUGAUUGGAGGAGCCAAUUACAGUCAGAGUCACGACACAGAAUUGUCGCCAAGAUAAUUGAAACGAUGGUGAGGCACAUUCCCUUUGAUGGUCCGGAGGGAUUACGUGAACUCGAGAGGAUUGCUGUAACAUUUGAGGAAGAGAUAUAUGUUUCUGCCUCAAGUCAGACAGAUUAUUUACGGAAAAUUUCUAUCAAGAUGUUCACCAUAGAGACCAAAUCUCAGGUUGCAGUCUCCCACGUAAGUCUUGAUCCAGUUUUGAUGGAUGGCAAUUAUCAGAGACCCCUUGAAGGUGGAGAGCCUUCAAUGGAGACAGGUGAUUGGAGAAGCCAAUUGCAGCUAGAUUCACGACGCAGAAUUGUUGCCAAGAUAAUGGAAACAUUAAAGAGGCACCUUCCUUUCAGUGGGGAGGAGGGAUUACGUGAACUCGAGAAGAUUGCUGCAAGGUUUGAGGAAAAGAUAUAUGUUGCUGCCUCAAGCCAGUCGGAUUAUCUUCAGAAAAUUUCUAUGAAGAUGCUCACCAUGGAAAACAAGCCUCAAGGUGGAGAAACUUCAAUGGUCACAAGCAAUUGGAGGAGCCAAUUACAGCCAGAUUCACGACACAGAAUUAUUGCCAAGAUAACGGAAGUGUUGAAGAGGUUCCUUCCCUUUAAUGGUGAGGAGGGACUACGUGAACUCGAGAGGAUUGCUGUAAGGUUUGAGGAAAAAAUCUAUACUGUUGCCCUCGGCCAGUCGGAUUAUCUACGGAAAAUUUCUCUCAAGAUGCUCGCCAUGGAGAACAAGUCUCAGACCGCAGCGUCCGCAACACCCCCCUUGAACCUGAAACGGCGUCGUGUCUGUGCCUGACUUCCGUAGGUACCCAUUUUUAAAAAAAUGGUCCCCUAGAAAAUGCAACUAUGUAUGCAAUAAAUGAAUAAAACUUCACAUUUCAGAGUUUCAGAAACCUUCAAUAUUUGAUGCCUUUAAGUACGGAGACUUCGAUAUAUACAAAUCGAUGCCUAAUUCAUCAAGGAACAUCGUAUUUUUAUUUCCCCGAUGUCUAUUUACUGUAGUCUAAAAUCAAAUUUUUGGUGAUGUCUUAAUGCCUUUUUAUUG